Messenger RNA from Carlito syrichta (Philippine tarsier), 1134 nucleotides. It is a transcript of the gene METTL24, whose product is annotated as methyltransferase like 24. NCBI's taxonomy places the organism in Eukaryota, Metazoa, Chordata, Mammalia, Primates, Tarsiidae. The coding region runs from base 1 to 1134 and encodes 377 amino acids. The transcript has 8 exons. The record is from RefSeq and is a predicted model, not a curated record.
AUGGGGGGAUGGUACCUGAUUGGUGUUUUCCGGCUGAAGCAAGUCCAUGAACACAGCAGACUGCCUUUCCUGGCGCUGGAUAGUCACCCCGCCAGCCCCUGGAACUUCUCCCUGCCCCAGCCUUUCCUCCCCACUCUUGAGCCCUCCUCUCCCCUGGGAAGAGCAGAGAACCUCCCGAAGGCCACUGCCUCUCCCAACUUCAUCCACUCAUCCUUGCUGCAAAAGGAGGGAGAGGGAGUUAUCUCCAACCUCUCUGCUCAUGGAAGCACCUUGUCUCAUUCAUCUCUCUGUGACGGAUGUGGCCUUCAUGACAGCAGCGCCGAACGAGCUCCCUACUGCCCGUGUGCAUGUGGUCCCCGGCGGCAUAUAGAUCUUCAGCCUUGGGCCGGCCCUGCUCAGUCCCUGGAUGAAGAAGCCUUGAGGUUCCUGAGCUAUAUCAGCACCACCCAGAUCGCUUGCAAGCGCAUGAACACAGACGGUCUGGCCCCCAACUCCAGCCCUGCACGGAAGCCCUGGUCUGUGUGUCUUGAUGACAGGUUCGGCUUAACUCGUCAAAUCCACAACAAGCAGUGCCGCCUCUACUCCUUAGGGCUGGGAAAUGAUGACACCCAUUUUGAGGUUAGCAUGGCCAAGGAUGGGUGUGAAGUGCAUCGUUUUGAUCCGAGUGUCAAAUCACCUCACAUUCUGGAGAGUCAGCGCCUUUGGCAUCACCGCUUGUCCAUUGAUUGGCGGGAUCCCCAUCCAGCUGUUGCUGCCCAAAGACCACAUCGCAACACCAGAAAACUGGGAAGCAUUUUGAAUGAGUUUGGGCACCACAAGAUUGAUGUUCUCAAGGCAGAUCUGGAAAGUGCGGAAUGGAAAGUUCUGGAAAAUCUUAUUCUGGAAGAUGUGCUUGAGCACAUUGGACAGCUCAUCUUUGAGAUCCAUCUCCACUGGCCUGGCUUCGAGGUCAGUGGCGGCGACAACAGCGUCGUGCGGUUCUGGUACAGCCUCCUCAAAGAGUUAGAACGAAAAGAUUUCAGGCUUUUUCACAGUUACAAAGAUUUAUCUAAACCUCAGCUGUUCCUGAAGAAGGAAAUUUUCAAUGCAAGUAGCUGUUAUACUUUGAGUUGGGUGAACACAAGGUGGAAAUAG